This is a messenger RNA of Schistocerca serialis cubense, 3924 nucleotides long. RefSeq names its product protein distal antenna-like. The transcript has a single exon. Gene Ontology annotation, molecular function: DNA binding. NCBI's taxonomy places the organism in Eukaryota, Metazoa, Arthropoda, Insecta, Orthoptera, Acrididae. The record is from RefSeq and is a predicted model, not a curated record. The coding region runs from base 695 to 1822 and encodes 375 amino acids.
GUUGCCUGGUAACGCUACCAGCCUACCCGCUCGCCUGCCAGCCGGCUAGCUCGCCAGCCGUGCUCCCUCUCGCCGAGCGUCCAGUCGCGGCACAACACUCGGGGGGUAUUGAUCGGACAAAGGACCUUCCGGCCGUCUUUCUGUCUGCCUGACCGGCCAGUCCCCAACUGACCGUGGCAGCGAUCGCAGCUGAACAGCAAACCGAGAAGACAGUGACAGCGUGUACACGGUCGUCGUCGUUCGCAAAUCCUCUGCGCAGCUGCUAGAGAGACGUACUGUCCGGUGGCGAAAAGUAUCACGUACUUCCGCUGACACCGGUAGCAGGUGAGGAGCUGCCAGCAUCACCACAGCCGCGGAAGUAACGACGCCGGCGUGGACGAACAACAGGACUCGCGCACGCCGUCUCCAGCAGCAGUCAGCAGUGUGACGCGUACUCAUGUAAAGUUUCGUGUGUCGACCGACGCGUGUUGCCACUGCAAGAAGUAAACAUUGUUGCCUGCAGAGGUAUAUAUCUUUGUUAUUAACUCGACAAGAGUAUAUCAGCAGCAGACAGAUUUGAAAUUAUUGUCGUGUUUUAGCGAGUGGCUCACUCUUCGUGUGACUGUGUUGUUGUUGUUGUUGUUCUCGUUUAUCGUCCUAGGCACAAGUAACACUGUGUGCCGGCAGUGAUAUCGUGGCGGCGUGGCGCAUCGCCAUGGCGAGCGCGAAGACUGCGCCGUCGCUAGUGCCUGUUAAAAGGCCCAUUCGCCAGCUGUCUGUGCUGGAGAAGCUAGAGGCGAUCGAGCGUGUGCACAAUGGGGAGUCGAAGGCUUCUGUGGCACGCGACAUCGGUGUGCCCGAGUCGACACUGCGAGGCUGGUGCAAAAGCGAAGACAAGCUGCGUAACGUAGCGCAGUCCUGUGGAGGUGGUGGUGGAACGCCGGACUCUCAACAUUCUGGCGGUGCCGCAGAAUUAGCAGAACUUGACGCACUUGUGGAACAAGGAACCUCCGGUGAUCAUCCAGCCAUUAAACGAAUGAGGACGGCGUCCGAUGACGAGAAGGCUUCUGUCGCUGCCGUCGCCGCCGCUUCCGAUAUAGAGGAUUCUUUGUGGUACUGGCUGAAACAGGACCACCAGCAUGUGAGUAAUCAGCUGUUCGCAGUGGCAGCGGCGGACAAGCUGGCAGCAGCAGCGGCCGCUGGGGCGGCAGUAGCGGCCGUCGCCAACGGCGGAAGCGGAGGCGGCGUCGCCGGGGGAGCAGCGUCUGCGGCGGCACCGGCCAACGCCGGAUGGUUCUGGCGUUGGUAUAAGCGAUACGGCUACACGCAAUAUCCCGGUGAUCCGUUGGCGGCUCUUACAGCCGCUCCCGCACCGGACCUCAGGGCUGCGGGGGCGGCGCUAAACGGUGGUGGGGGCGGCACGGCCUCCAGGUCAGCGGCGCUUCUCGACAGCGUGCUUCUCAAUAACAACAAUAACCUGGCUGCAGUCGCUCCUGCAUUCAACAACAAUCACGGAAAUACCAAUACGUCAGCGACGACGCACCACGACCAGCACAAUAGCGGCGCCAGUAACGGUACGAACGCGAAUGGCAGCGCCGGCAACAACAACGGAUCGUCGGACGAGGACGACGAGCUGGACGAGUCGGACGAACCACCUGCAACGGCGGCGGAGGCCGUGACGCACGGAGAGAAGUUUCUCCGGUGGCUGGAAUGCUGCUCUGAUCCUAGCAUCACAGCUAUGCAGAUUCUUCAGUUUCGCUACUUGCUCAACAAUGUGCGGGCGUGCGCCGAUCGACGUGCGAGACAGACAAAAACGAAAAAAGCGCGCUCCAGGAGAAAGUAAGUGGUACGCAGCUCGUUUUUACCGCGGUGUUGUGACGUUAAUUCGAGGGAGCAACAAAUGGAUUAUGCUCCCUUACGUGGGAAGGAACUGUAGUGAAGCUUUACCUGUUUUGUUGUUGAUAUUCGGUGCAGCAGUUGUACUGUAUGUAAUCAACGUCGGUCGUGUUUUUCAGGGUGUAGACUUUUCACUCCUCGACAGUUUGAAUGUUUCUUGACAUUGCGUAAUAUUAAUUUAAGGAACGCUAUCGCUUUGGACAUGAUUUUAUUAAUGCUUUCUAGGAGAAGGCUGUUACAUUUGUUUUGUAGCGUUGGGUACAACGUGCAUAUAAAAACCGGCAGUUCAGUAGUCAGUUUUUGACUAACGAUAUCGCUGUUUUGUAGCGCUUUCACAGAUAUGUUCCUGUAAAAUUUCUGACAGUUCCUGCGCACUGAGGCGCCGGCCACUUGCGCCACUACUCUUCACGUAAACACAAGUGUGACGAAGUUGAAACGUUUUUUACUGUUUUUAUUCUUGUCGUUGAAACGUUUCGUAUAUAGCCUUAAUGAUUUACUAAACUAUCCACAGGUUAAAAUCCUCCAGAAAAUGAGUUACUAAUAGCGAUGCUGUCAUACGAAGGCCCAGGCACCACUAAAGGUACUGUUACUGCGCGGGUUUAAAUUUGCUGCAAUUUUGUGUUGAUAUUGACAUUUAGCAAUAAGUGUUCAACUUACAAUUCUGUUAUAAAUUUGUGUUAAUCGCUUUAGUUGUCACAGAAAACCAGGCAGUUGAAAUAUUAUUGCCCCUUAACUGUUUCCAUACAGUAACUGACAUGCCAAAGUAUAUUUUGUUUAGUGGGACGUUAAAACUGAUUUGCGGGAUGUUACUAGAAUGUCUUUAGGCUGUGUAACCAGUUCUGUAUUUUGGUUUAUGAAUUUAUAUAAAAUUUUAUGUUGAAUAUACAGUGAGCAAAACCAUAUUACUGUAUUUCUGGGUGCACACACACACACACACACACACACACACACACACACACACACAAAAAAAAACACUUUGACAGUAACGAAAGUAGUCCAACUUUUUUGUAUCAUUGUGCACAGCUUAACAGAGGGAAAGGUGAAGACAGGUCUGCAAGAUGUAGGAUUAUCUUGCUAUCACAUAUUUCUAAGAAUUAUUUCAAGAAAUGAAGUAUAUAUUGCAAGAGUUAUCCCACUUAUGUCUAUUCCUUAAAUUGUCACAUUUAAUUUGCUUGAUAAAUAGUUUUGUACUCAGAUUUUCCUUUGAAUAUUUGGAGGUGAAACUUACCAGCUGUGUGGGUUUCUCCAAUGGUUCAUACUGCAAGUGGUCAGAGAUGAAAUCUGCACACCCUUUCCAUGUUGAGAGUUCAGGAUAUGGCACUUUGCUCACCUUGAUGGAUGUACAGACCAUUUUCUGUAGCAGUUAAGAAAUAACUAUUGAUGAUUUUGUUGAGAGAAAAAAAUAUCUGCAUAUAGUUUCCUCUGUGCAAAUAUUGCUGGAUUUAUUUUGUGAUAGAAUGACUGAAACUUUGCAUUAUUCAUGUAUUUAAGUAUUGUUACUUAAACUAUGAUCUCAGGGUUACAAUAAUUAUAUUUUUCAGUUAGUGCGCAAUUAAUUUAUAUAUAACAUUGAAUGACAACUAUUUUGUCAUGACAAAAUACAUAGAGCAUUUUCUUAUGUCAUAAUACUGAAAAUGUAAGUCUUCUGACUGUAUACAAAUUUGAUUGUUGAUGUGAAAUAUCUGAAGAAUAUAAGAAUAUUUUUUUUAAAAACUUGCACUGCAUCAUUUUUAGUUAUCUAUUUACUUUCUUUUCUGUAGUCAUAUGUUUUAAUGAGUAAAACCUGCAUUUGUGGCACUUGUCAUUUAUUAACUGAAGUAUAACAUUCAGAGUACAUAAAAAUUGUGACUGACAGUUCCAAUCCAUAUUUCUAAUAUGUAUGUUUAUAAAACCUACCCCAGAAUGAAAAUAUGCAGAUUAUAUUUUCUACACAGUUGUAACACAUUAAAAAAUAGCAAUCUUCAAAACUUUGUAUAUUAAAAUCAAUUUUAAUAUGUAUGCCAAACCUGUUAGGCUUAAAUUAAUUUUAUAAAUAAAAGUAGCACAACA